Messenger RNA from Thamnophis sirtalis, 1202 nucleotides. The record is from RefSeq and is a predicted model, not a curated record. NCBI's taxonomy places the organism in Eukaryota, Metazoa, Chordata, Lepidosauria, Squamata, Natricidae.
CAGGGAAUCCCACUGCCUACUUUUGGGGGACUUUUUCCGUACCCGUACACUUACAUGGCGGCUGCAGCUGCUGCGGCCUCCGCCAUGCCAGUGACCAGUGCCACCACUGCCAGCUCACUCUCCCGGAACCCCUUCCUGAGCAGCGCUCGACCUCGCCCGCGGUUCAACCCCUACCAGAUCCCGGUGGCCAUCCCCCCCAGCACCAGCCUCCUAACCACCGGGUUGCCUGCCGGUUUGAACGCCGGUGCGGAAGCCUCCAAGCCUGGGAACAGUCGGGAAUCAAGUCCUCUUUCAGAUCUGCCCCUCCCGAAAGCCAGCACCCAGCGGGCGUCUCUCUCCCCCAAGCCAUCUUUGAAAGAGUCCAUGAACGAGUUGCAAAACAUUCAGAGACUGGUCAGCGGCUUGGAGACCCAAAGGGAAGUAUCCCCUAGUAGGAAUUCCCCCAAGUCGACGGUUCACGGAAGCAGCCAACCCCCUAGAGCUUAGGAGCGGCUGCGAAAGAGAUGUGUACAGCACACAGUAUAUAAAUAUUUAUUUUUUAAGAAAAAGAGGAGAGGAGAUUAAGAUGGGUCGGAGUCUAGAUGCAUCAGUAGCUUGGCAUCCUACGAGAGGCGCAAGCAGAGCCAAGGGCCAAGCAGAGGAGGCAGGGAAAGCAUUUAGGAAGGCUGUCGCUAACCAGGUUUUUGAACUCACGCUGUGAUCUCAACACACCACACCGAUAUCUUAUCUGUUUUCUGGCCCGGGAUUGAGCAGAAGAGGUCUGUUUUAAGCCAAAUGCAUCUCUAAAAUGGCCACCGGAGAGGAAGAUGGCGCCUUAGGUCACCUCCAACUCAUUUCGGCACUUUUCUUCCUCCGAGAAUUGAAUUUUGAAACGCGGACGAUCCCGUAGGACUUGGUCCUCCGAUGCUAGGAAAACGGGGAAGAGGAGAGCUUCUUGCCAAGCUCUAAAUGUUAGGAAAUUGGGUUCAUAUUAGCCAGAGGAGGUUGAGCGAUGUGUUCACAAGCGUUGCCCUUCUGCUCACCGACGCUGAAGGCCACCGAAAAGAAGAAGGAAAAAAAAAAAAGCAAAAUAAACAUGAACGUUCAUCUUUCUGCUUCCCAACUUUCAGAGUUGGCACAAUCCACGUGUGGCUUCGGAUCUUUCUCUUUUGGGACUUUCUCUCUGCGUAUCAGAAAAUUUAAAGUGAAAAAGAAAAAAAAAA